GCUGCAAGCUGCUAUAUAAACAAGACUUUGCAAGACGGUUAGGACUGAGAUGUGUUACUUGUAAUUACUGCUCACAGCUGUGCAAAAAGGGAGCAUCUAAGGAACUUGAUGGUGUAGUGAGAGAUUUCUGCAGUGAAGAGUGCUGUAAAAAAUUUCAGGACUGGUACUACAAGGCUGCACGAUGUGACUGUUGUAAGUCUCAAGGAACUCUCAAAGAGAAAGUGCAGUGGCGUGGUGAAAUGAAACACUUCUGUGAUCAGCACUGUUUGCUCCGUUUCUACUGUCAACAAAAUGAACCAAAUCUGGCAACCCAAAAAGGACCUGAGAACUUACACUAUGAUCAGGGCUGUCAGACCCCCCGAACAAAAAUAACAGGCUCCGCACCGCCACCUUCUCCAACACCUAACAGAGAAAUGAAGAACAAAGCAGUUCUUUGCAAGCCUUUGACAAUGACGAAAGCCACAUACUGUAAACCUCAUAUGCAGACAAAAUCUUGUCAGACAGAAGAUGAUUGGAAAAAAGAAUAUGUCCCAGUGCCUAUUCCUGUACCUGUCUAUGUUCCGGUGCCUAUGAACAUGUAUAGUCAAAAUGUUCCUGUUCCUACAACGGUUCCUGUUCCUGUGCCAGUUCCAGUUUUCUUGCCCACUACUAGCAGUGAGAAAAUCCUUGCAGCAAUAGAAGAGCUGAGGGGAAAAGUGCCCUCAGAUCCUCUGGAAACUGAGCUACUGAACUUGUCAGGGAUGGUACCUGAACAUGAUGGAAAAGCUGAAGUUUCUGAUGUGGCCAGUGUGAUAGUUGAGUCAAAUCUACUAAACUCGGAAACAGAGGCACGGACAAGCUUGCCUGAUGUUCCAUAUGAACCAGACCUUGAUAUUGAAAUAGACUUUCCAAGAGCAACUGAGGAGCUUGAUACAGAAAAUGAGUUUUUGUUACCUCCUGUUUUUGGGGAAGAAUAUGAGGAACAGCCAAGGCCUCGGUCCAAAAAGAAGGGGGUGAAGAGGAAGGCGGUGUCAGAAUACCAGUCUCGUGAUGACAGCUCUGAAAACUCAGAGUGUAGUUUUCCAUUCAAAUACACGUAUGGUGUAAAUGCGUGGAAGCACUGGGUAAAGUCUCGGCAUUUAGAUGAAGAGCUUCCAGAAUUAAAGGAGCUGAAAUCAACAAAGUCUGUGAAAUUAAAGGAAGAUCUAUUAUCACAUACUUCAGCUGAGUUAAACUAUGGGUUGACACAUUUUGUCAAUGAAAUUCGAAGGCCAAAUGGAGAGAACUAUGCACCUGACAGCAUCUAUUAUCUGUGUCUUGGGAUUCAGGAGUAUUUAUAUGGAAGUAAUCGAAAAGACAACAUAUUUAUUGAUCCAAUCUACCAGACGUUUGAACAGGAAUUAAAUAAAAUCCUUAGAAGUUGGCAACCAAGCAUACUUCCAGAUGGAUCAAUAUUCUCUCGAGUUGAAGAAGAUUACCUUUGGAGGAUUAAACAGCUAGGAUCGCAUUCACCGGUUGCUCUUCUGAAUACUCUGUUCUACUUUAACACUAAAUAUUUUGGCCUGAAAACAGUGGAACAGCACUUAAGACUUUCUUUUGGCACUGUUUUUAGACAGUGGAAAAAAAAUCCUCUAACAAUGGAAAGCAAAGCUUGUCUUCGAUAUCAAGUGUCUUCCCUGUGCAGAGCUGAUAGUGAAGAUAAAAUUACUACUGGAAAAAGGAAACAUGAAGAUGAUGAGCCAGUAUUUGAACAGAUGGAAAACACGUCUGAUCCAGCUAGGUGCCCUGUGAAAAUGUUUGAGUGCUAUCUGUCUAAAAGCCCACAGAAUCUGAAUCAGAGGACAGACGUGUUUUACCUGCAACCAGAGUGCUCAGUCUCCGCAGAGAGUCCCAUCUGGUACACUGCUACGUCACUGGACCGCAACACUUUGGAAAAUAUGCUCGUACGGGUUCUUUUAGUAAAAGAUAUUUAUGAUAAAGACAAUUAUGAACUGGAUGAAGACAUAGAUUAAAACAAACUUCCAAAAACUGUCAAGAAAACAAACAGCAUUAGAUAUAGUCAUGCUGCUAGACCUUUACUAUGGAAAACAUUUCAAGUUUACCCUUUGUUUUAUGAGUUUUGUAGCAAUGUGUACCCACACCUGGGUAUUACCAUGUAAAUAAUCUGUGAGUGAAAGUUUCCAUUAUUCUGCAUAGUGGUUUUAGUAUACAUAACAAACACAUUUCAGAUUCUUUUUUUUAUUAUUUAUUUGAUUAGAUAUGUUUGUAACUUUUUACAUUGCAAAAUAUGAAUGAGAAUGUGCCAUGUGUAUUUUUUUUGCCCCCCCCUUGUAGUUAGAGACAUCCAUAUUGCACAACUCUGCUAUUGGAAGCUCCCUUGAAAGGAGGCUCUUUUAAUGGGUUCUUAAACCAGAUGGUUGUGUAUGGGUAGCACUACUAAAGUUUAGAACUUGCUGUGUCUUUCAGAAUUUUUAAAUAAAUUGUAAACUAAUAGGUUUUUUACUUUUUAGUUACUGGAGCCUUAUAAGGUUAUGUAGAGAGAUUCCAUCUUAUGUACCAAAAAUAGACAAAAGAGAAUGCUGUCAAUAUUGGUGUACUGUAAUGUGAAUCUAUUCUGGUGAAAACAUUUUUUUUGUUGCCCUUAUUAAAACCUUAGUGUCCUUUCCUUA
Messenger RNA from Antrostomus carolinensis (chuck-will's-widow), 2648 nucleotides. It is a transcript of the gene ZMYM2, whose product is annotated as zinc finger MYM-type containing 2. The record is from RefSeq and is a predicted model, not a curated record. Lineage: Eukaryota; Metazoa; Chordata; Aves; Caprimulgiformes; Caprimulgidae. Gene Ontology annotation, molecular function: zinc ion binding. The annotation marks the transcript as partial. The transcript has 14 exons.